Rubroshorea leprosula is the source of this 2271-nucleotide messenger RNA. Lineage: Eukaryota; Viridiplantae; Streptophyta; Magnoliopsida; Malvales; Dipterocarpaceae. The record is from the annotation of a GenBank genome assembly.
CUGAAUCUCUAAGCUGAGAAAACUUCCAAAUCCUUUCAGGGAUGUGUAGAACAGUAGCUCUACAAAUCAGUCUGAUUCUGGUACUUCGUCGUUGAAAAACUGCAGGUUGUAUUUUCUGCAUCUCUGAGCUUGGAAAACUUUCAAAUCUUUUCAGGGAUGUGUAGAACAGUAGCUCUACAAAUCAGUCUGAUUCUGGUACUCUCGGCAUCUCUCCGAUCCGCAACUGCUUCACCGGACGAUCACCGGUACAAUGUCGGAGAUCAUGUUCCUUUGUUCGUCAACAGAGUCGGACCCCUAAACAACCCCAGUGAGACCUACCAAUACUAUGAGUUACCAUUCUGCCGCCCAGAUCCUGUGAAGUUCAAGAAGGAAUCCCUUGGGGAAAUUCUGAAUGGGGACCGUUUGGCUAGUGCUUUAUUUGAAUUGAAAUUCAGGGAGCACAAAACUGAGGAGAUCUGGUGUGAGAAGAAGCUUAAACGAGAUGAAGUUGAAAACUUCAGACGUGCUGUUGCAAAUGAUUAUUACUUUCAGAUGUACUAUGAUGAUCUGCCAUUUUGGGGUUUUAUUGGGAAAAUUGAGGAAAGCUGGAGGCUUGACAAUGCAAUCCUCCGAUAUUAUCUAUUUAAACAUGUGCAGUUUGAUGUGCUUUAUAAUGGUGACAGAGUUGUAGAAAUACAUGCAUUUGCCGACCCAAAUCAUGUUGUUGAUAUAACAGAGGAUAUUGAUGUUGAUGUUAAGUUCACAUAUUCUGUCUUAUGGAACACAACCUCAGCUCCUUUUGAGACUAGAAUGGGCAGAUAUUCAAUGGAAUCGUCACUCCCAAUCCACCAGAAGAUUCAUUGGUUCUCACUCGUCAAUUCAGUUGUCAUCAUUGUGCUCUUGAUGGGAUUGCUCGUGUUGCUUUUUAUGCGGCGUCUAAAGAAUGAUAUGAGGAAGUGUUCCAUUGGAGAUGGAGAAGAAGACAAAGAGGUUGGUUGGAAAUAUCUCCAUGGAGACGUUUUUCGACAUCCUCAGAACUUGUCAUUGUUUUCUGCUGUUGUUGGAACGGGCACUCAACUGCUAGCCUCAUUUUGCUGCCUAUUUGUGCUAGUUUCUGUUGGUGUCCUCUAUCCCUACAAUCGUGGAGCACUAUGCUCAUCACUUGUCUUUACCUAUACUCUGACAUCAAUUGUUGCUGGGUACUUUGCUGCUUCUUUCCACUGUCAGUUUGUUGAAACUGGAUGGGAAAGGAGCGUUCUUCUUGCUGGUAUACUCUAUGUUGGCCCUUUGUUUGUGACAGUGUCCAUUCUCAAUACCAUUGCUGUAUCAUAUGGUGCCAUGGCUGCACUUCCUGUCAGCACUAUUUUUGUAAUUAUUCUCAUAUAUACAUUUGUCACAACCCCAUUGCUUGCCUUAGGAGGGGUGAUUGGACACAGGUUUAGGUCUGACUUUCAAGCGCCUUGUGCUACUAAAAGAUUCCCAAGGGAGAUUCCACCAUUAGCUUGGUACAGAAAAACACCUUGUCAAAUGUUUCUUGCAGGUUUCUUCUCAUUUAGUGCGAUUGUCCUUGAGUUAUUCUACAUUUAUGCGAGCUUGUGGGGUUAUAAAAUAUUCAUUCUUCCCAGUAUUUUGUUUGUCAUUUUUGUCAUCCUUGUCAUGCUUACUGCAAUCUUGAGUGUUGGUUUGACUUAUGUUCAACUCUCUGUGGAAGACCAUGAAUGGUGGUGGAGGUCUAUGUUGUGUGGAGGCUCAACUGCCUUUUUUAUGUUUGCCUAUUCCAUCUAUUUCUACGUCAGGUCAAAUAUGAGUGGCCUAUUGCAGCUAUCCUUCUUUGUUGGCUAUAAUGCUUGUCUUUGCUAUGCACUCUUCUUAAUGCUUGGCACAAUCAGUUUCUACGCUUCCUUGACGUUUGUUCGCCACAUUUACCAUGCUGUGAAAAGUGAAUGAGUGUGCCUCUACCUUUCAAGAUGAUGGUCUUUUGUCUUGGCUCAUUUCCUCCCAAAAUCCCACCACCCCAGGGUGAAGAUAUAAGAGAAGAGAGGGGAUGGGAGAUUUAAAAGGGAAGUGAAAAGAGUAGAAAACAUUGGGAAGUCUAAUUUGUAGAAAAGCUUCGCUGCAACGGAUAGAAGUUAAACCUAUAUACAAAUGCAAGAGAGAAUUUGUACCCUUUUUGAAGUCGAGAUAGAUUUCAGAUUAUUUUCCUGUGACAUUAGAUGUAUGUUCAUUGAACAUUUAUGAUGUGGUUUCUUACCGCUUAAUCUUCGAAUUGGGAGAUAAAUAAUUCUAUAGCUU